AUGGCCGAGGAAACCAUGGGUAGCCGUGGCAGCAUGAUCCCGAAACACUACCUUGAGAAUGGUGCCCAAAUGAGAGCGCCAGGGCACGCUGCUCAGCAUCCAGAAGAACUCCGUCCGACAGCCGGCUGGUCGCUUGCUAUGAAUACGAAUCAAGGCUCACCAGAUGAUGCUGCAGAUGAUGACCAUAGAGCACACAUGGCCUCAUCAUUCCUCCUAAGCGAAAUAAGUCGACUUUCUCAGUGCGAUUGCUGCAAACAUGCCAUACCUUGGGUGCCCGCAACUCCCGACGUGCAGAUGUGUGCAGAGGAAUAUCAAUACCAGCAAAAUCAUGCGUGA
This is a messenger RNA of Plenodomus lingam JN3, 336 nucleotides long. RefSeq lists its product as uncharacterized. NCBI's taxonomy places the organism in Eukaryota, Fungi, Ascomycota, Dothideomycetes, Pleosporales, Leptosphaeriaceae. The record is from RefSeq and is a predicted model, not a curated record.